AUGCAGCCUUCACCGUCAACUCCACAUCAGACCGCUCCCAGCCCGACCAAACCCUCCCGACACAGUAGUCGACGUGCCGGUGACUCCCAGUCAGCAAUCACGCGUGGCUACGACACUCCUGGCUCGGAUCGGAAGCAGGACGAUGGCGCAGGAAGCAGAUCAGGUACCACGGUUAAAUCUGCCAAACGGAAAAAACCCCGUCAUCGAAAGCGUCGUCAUCGCCGUCAGUCCUUUCUCGGCGGCGCUGAGGAUCCUCAUCCCGCCGCUCCUCAUGCCUCGAUCCCCGACGCAGGUGAGGAUAUCAGCAUGAUGGCAGAUCAGACCAAGACUCAAGCUCCGCUGCCGUUCUAUAAACUGGGUAGUAGGGAUCUCAGUAGCACUAGUCUGGAGAGUGAGGCUUUGUUGGAUCAUCGCCAUCAACCGUCGAUGAGACCACGGAGAGAUAGUCGUCUGGCCCAAUCUUACCGUCCGGGUUCCUCCACCACCCCUUUUCGUCCCAUCGAGUCGGGUUCCCAGACCCUGCCGUCUGCGCACAGAUCGUAUCGAGUGGAUAAUGAUAGUGGUGGAGAGGACGAAGAAGUCAACGAUCGGACUCCGUUGAUGCCGCCGCCCUCUGGCCAUAGUCCUAGCUUGCCUCGCUACGGGACCGACUUUCGGUCAAGCCCGCUGUCGUUCCACCAGCGACGACCUGCUUCCAGUCGUUCGAGUUCUUCUCGGUGCUCGCCUCGUGCCAUACCGAGUCCCAAGUUUGCCGAGCAACAAGAUCGUGAUUAUGACAUCAACAAUCCCCCGUCAAUGCCAACGUCGCCCAAGCUCGGGCCGGAGAUGAACUAUGACGAUGCAGUGGUCACUGGGGCUGAGUUUGACUUUUCGCUCGCCAAGUCGAUUGACAAUCGGAUGGAACAACUGGCUCGCUCCCAUGAUGUGUUGAUCGACGUCGAUGGAACCAAUAAUCGUCCUGCGCAGUCACCCGGGUCGUCGCCGACGUCGCCGCAGAUCAUGCCUCAGGAGCGUCUCCGUCGUCGCACGACCUUCCCAGCUGAAGAAGAUGUCUGCUUCCCAACGGAAGAGGUCUCGGAAAUCGCCGAAGAAGACGCACAGAGGGCGGCCAAAGAAGGUCAUCGCCGACGGCGACGGCUCAGGGAAUGGCCAGAUCUAUCCGUUUUGGAAGAUUGGAGCCGCCAGGAGAAGGAGGAGCGUUCAGGUGCCUACCGCGCGAAGAAAAUCAGCGAGCCUAUGCUUGUCGAGGGUCGCCUGCGUCCACAGUACCGACUCUGGCGGCGCGAAGAGGAGGAAGCUCCCUACCGAUUUACGUACUUCAACGAAGAAUUCCAGAGUACUAUCCACGCCCAGACAAUCUCGGAACUAUGCCAGCCUGGUGGUAGUUUCCGCGAGCUUUUCAUCCCUGAUCCGCCAGAGUUAGAUGUUUCAUCUGAUGAAGACGAGUUGGAGUCUGAGCAUCCUCAAAGGGAGGGCACAACGGACCACAACAAUCAUAGCCGUCAGCCCAGCGGAAACGUAUCCCGGGUCAUGUCGCCGAACGGUAACAGUCACGGCGCGAAUGGAAAUGGUAUCCAUAAUCACAACAAUCACCAGGGCGUCUACGGGAAUCAACGGCCCCAGCCUCGGACGUCAAUCAUCAGUGAGGCCGUCACCGAGGCACGUACAUCUGCCGAAGCAUCGCCUAUGCGCAAACCAGCUCAACCGAAGCCCAAGCGUUAUGGGCCUCGGCCGACAUUCUGGCUUGAUGUUCUUUGCCCUACCGACGCAGAGAUGCGAGUGCUUGCCAAAUCCUUUGGUAUCCAUGCCCUGACGACCGAGGACAUCAUGAUGCAAGAGGCGCGCGAGAAAGUCGAGCUGUUCCGGAACUAUUACUUUGUCAACUACCGCACCUUUGAGCAAGACCCCAACAGCGAAAACUAUCUCGAGCCCGUGAACAUGUAUGUUGUGGUGUUUCGGGAAGGUGUGCUGUCCUUCCACUUCUCGCAGACGCCACAUCCGGCGAAUGUGCGCCGACGAAUCCGCCAGCUGAUGGAUUACCUUAUUCUCAGCUCCGACUGGAUCUCGUAUGCUCUUAUUGAUGACAUCACGGACGUGUUUGGCCCCUUAAUUCAGGCCAUUGAGGACGAAGUCGACGAGAUCGACGAGAAGAUCAUGCAGAUGCAUGCAGAUGAGCGAGGGAUGGGGACCAACAAGGAAGAGGAUAAUCAGAGCGUGACCACGUCUCUGGCCCCCGGUGAGAUGUUGCGGCGCGUGGGCGUGUGCCGCAAGAAGGUGAUGGGGAUGUACCGCCUGUUGAGCAACAAGGCAGACGUUGUCAAGGGCUUUGCCAAACGAUGCAACGAGCAAUGGGAAGUGGCGCCCAAGUCGGAGAUUGGUCUCUACCUGGGCGAUAUCCAAGACCAUAUUAUGACCAUGACCAGCAGUUUGACGUACUACGAAACGCUUCUGUCGCGUGCGCAUUCCAACUACCUGGCGCAGAUCAACAUCCUGAUGAACGAGCGGCAGGAACAGACGGCCGAUGUGUUGGGCAAGUUGACGGUGCUGGGAACGAUUGUCCUGCCGCUGAAUAUUAUCUGUGGUAUGUGGGGGAUGAACGUCAAGGUGCCGGGUCAGGAUGUGGAUAGUUUGUCGUGGUUUUGGUCGAUUACGGCGGGGCUGGUUCUCUUCGCCAUUGCGUCGUUCUACAUUGCGAAACGAGUCUACAAGAUUGUCUAG
This is a messenger RNA of Aspergillus niger, 2718 nucleotides long. RefSeq lists its product as uncharacterized. Gene Ontology annotation, molecular function: magnesium ion transmembrane transporter activity. The record is from RefSeq and is a predicted model, not a curated record. Lineage: Eukaryota; Fungi; Ascomycota; Eurotiomycetes; Eurotiales; Aspergillaceae. The transcript is spliced from 4 exons. Gene Ontology annotation, biological process: intracellular magnesium ion homeostasis; magnesium ion transmembrane transport. Bases 1 to 2718 code for a protein of 905 amino acids. Gene Ontology annotation, cellular component: plasma membrane.